Molecule: messenger RNA, 2194 nt
Organism: Limulus polyphemus (Atlantic horseshoe crab)
Lineage: Eukaryota; Metazoa; Arthropoda; Merostomata; Xiphosura; Limulidae
Product: renalase-like
Exons: 8
Coding region: 315-1361 (348 amino acids)
Cellular component (GO): extracellular region
Molecular function (GO): oxidoreductase activity, acting on NAD(P)H
Source: RefSeq, a predicted model, not a curated record
GUUAUAAGUGUAGUUAUCAGUUUGGCCGCCAAGUUUGAUUUCCUUCCUUUAAGUCGGACGCUCGAUCCUUUUCUGGUCUCAUCUUUUUUUUCGCACCUCAGGUGUUUUUUAUUAGAUUUAUAUUACAUGUUAUCUUGUAGAAUGAUAUUAUUUCAAUCGCAUUUUUUAACAGACUAUUUUACAUAUGCUUAGCUCGGUUGAUCUUGGACAGCAAAACGUGCUUUAACAACAAAUGUUUUGUACGCGCCUUCGGAACUAUUCGUUGUGCCAAUUUCAGAAUAUUUACACUUACAACUAGAUCUAUCAAGAAAAAAAUGAUAAGGAUGCCACGAUUGUUAAUCGUAGGAAGUGGUGUUACUGGUGCAUUAACAGCCAGUUUAGUGAGGCAGGAACGGAAAGAUCUUGAAAUCGUUGUUUGGGACAAGGCCAAGGGUGCAGGUGGGCGAAUGAGCACAAGUCGCAGUCCUACCAGUCCUUCCUGUAUUGCUGAUCUUGGUGCUCAGUAUUUGACAGCUACACCUGAUUAUGUUAGAAGUCAUGCACAGUUUUAUGAAGACUUGAUUGAAAGUGAGCUACUACAACCUAUGAUUAGUAAGUUUGAAGGCAUGAAGAAAGUAGCAUCAGGGACACUUAAUUUUGUUACUCCUAAUGGAAGUGGAUCUUUGGUCAAAUAUUACUUAAAUAAAUCUGGAGCUGAGGUUCACUUUGAGCAUGAAGUGGAAAGCAUUCAGAGAAGUGAGAAGUCUCACUGGCUGGUGACCACAUCAUCAGGAGCUUCUGAGAAGUUUGAAGCUGUGGUUAUGACAGUGCCAGUGCCUCAACUGUUUCAGUUGAAAGGUGCAGUUCCAGAGCUUCUUGCACAGAGCCCUGAAAUUACAGAGAAGCUGAAGAACAUUUUUUUCUCUUCGCGUUAUGCCUUGGGUUUGUUCUAUGAUGAUUGUCCUGGCUUCCUGAAUGAUUUACCUUGGGCAGCUAAAUACUUCCCUGAUGACCCAAUGAUCAGGUUUAUUGCAGUAGAUAACUUCAAAAGAGGAUCAGUUGAUCAGCUUCCAGCUGUUGUUGUUCACACAUCAGUAACCUUUGGUCAGUCGUAUUUAGAGGAUGACAAAGACAAAGUACAAGGACUUAUUGUAAACCAUCUUCCUGAAUUAUUGCCUGGUUUUGUUCCUCCAUCAAGCAUGAAAUGUCAGCGCUGGAGAUAUUCCCAGGUGAAAUGUCCAUUUGAAAAUACUCCUGGGUGUGUAACUCUUCAAGAAAGCCCAUUACUGGCAUUAGGAGGUGAUAGCUUCACCCACUCAAAUUUUGAUGGUUGUGUUGAUUCUGCAAUCAAGAUUGUGGAGGAGAUCUUGAAGAAGCUUUAAGAGAACUUGAAGUGGUCUGGUCAUAUUAGUUAUCUUCCUUACCACACAAACCAAUGAGUAGUGAGUUGUGAGGACUUCAACCUAUCAGUUAAGUUAUAAGCUGUUUAUGUUUGCAAGCUAAUUGUGUGAUAAGAGGUGUGUACAAGCAGCCCAAAUAAAUAUAUCUGGGGAAUAUAAUUCCAUUAUAUUUUAUGUCAGUACCAGGUUUUCUAUAUUUUGGUGACGUCAAAUCUUUAUAAGACAUUGUUUAUAUUUAAUAUUUAUGUUCACAUUUUAACAAAAUUCUGAAUUUUAAAGGAGAAUACUACAUCAUAAUACAAGACACACAUUACACAGUUGUUACAAUUUAUGUUACAUUUAAGUCAGUGUUUUACUAUUUACUACAUCCCAAAUUAAUAACCAUCCAGUAUCUUUGAUGAAAUUUAGGAUAUAACAUCGUUUUUGAAUUUUGUAUUUGUGGUAAGGUUGUGAUGAUUGGAAUCUAAACAUUAGUAACUUAUAUGAUUACUUAGUUCUUUUAUGAAUAUAUUACUACUUAAUGAUUUCUUACUGAUUUAUUAGUGUUCUACUGUUUGAUUGCUGUCAUCAUCUUAUGAGUUUUGAGGAUGGAUAAUACUUUUCAUGUGGGAAAGUUGUGAUUUGAAUGUAUAUGUACCAUUAGUGAGCAGCAACCAGAAGAAUUAAGUUUUACUUGCAGCUUUGCUACAUAAAAUAAAAACAUUGGAAAUACACCAAUCACAGCUACUUACAUAAAAACAAUAAGUAUCAAAAGUUUUUUUAUCAAAUUCACACACUGAGCUACAAAUGAUGGUGUAUAUAUAUAUAUAUAUAUA